AUGGAACUAAGUAUCUGCCCUGACAGCCCUGAUGUGGAACUAAGUAUCUGCCCUGUCAGCCCUGAUGUAGAACUAUGUACCUGCCCUGACAGCCCUGAUGUAGAACUAAGUAUCUGCCCUGUCAGCCCUGAUGUAGAACUAAGUAUCUGCCCUAUCAGCCCUGAUAUGGAACUAAGUAUUUGCCCUGUAAGCCCUAAUAUGGAACUAAGUAUCUGCCCUGACAGCCCUGAUGUGGAACUAAGUAUCUGCCCUGACAGCCCUGAUGUGGAACUAAGUACCUGCCCUGACAGACCUGAUGUAGAACUAAGUACCUGCCCUGACAGCCCUGAUGUAGAACUAAGUAUCUGCCCUAUCAGCCCUGAUAUGGAACUAAGUAUUUGCCCUGUAAGCCCUAAUAUGGAACUAAGUAUCUGCCCUGACAGCCCUGAUGUGGAACUAAGUAUCUGCCCUGUCAGCCCUGAUGUAGAACUAUGUACCUGCCCUGACAGCCCUGAUGUAGAACUAAGUAUCUGCCCUGUCAGCCCUGAUGUAGAACUAAGUAUCUGCCCUAUCAGCCCUGAUAUGGAACUAAGUAUUUGCCCUGUAAGCCCUAAUAUGGAACUAAGUAUCUGCCCUGACAGCCCUGAUGUGGAACUAAGUAUCUGCCCUGACAGCCCUGAUGUGGAACUAAGUACCUGCCCUGACAGACCUGAUGUAGAACUAAGUACCUGCCCUGACAGCCCUGAUGUAGAACUAAGUAUCUGCCCUAUCAGCCCUGAUAUGGAACUAAGUAUUUGCCCUGUAAGCCCUAAUAUGGAACUAAGUAUCUGCCCUGACAGCCCUGAUGUGGAACUAAGUAUCUGCCCUGUCAGCCCUGAUGUAGAACUAUGUACCUGCCCUGACAGCCCUGAUGUAGAACUAAGUAUCUGCCCUGUCAGCCCUGAUGUAGAACUAAGUAUCUGCCCUAUCAGCCCUGAUGUGGAACUAAGUAUUUGCCCUGUAAGCCCUAAUAUGGAACUAAGUAUCUGCCCUGACAGCCCUGAUGUGGAACUAAGUAUCUGCCCUGACAGCCCUGAUGUGGAACUAAGUACCUGCCCUGACAGACCUGAUGUAGAACUAAGUACCUGCCCUGACAGCCCUGAUGUGGAACUAAGUACCUGCCCUGACAGACCUGAUGUAGAACUAAGUACCUGCCCUGACAGCCCUGAUGUAGAACUAAGUAUCUGCCCUGUCAGCCCUGAUGUAGAACUAAGUACCUGCCCUGACAGACCUGAUGUAGAACUAAGUAUCUGCCCUGUCAGCCCUGAUGUAGAACUAAGUAUCUGCCCUGACAGACCUGAUGUAGAACUAAGUAUCUGCCCUGACAGCCCUGAUGCAGAACUAAGUAUCUGCCCUGACAGCCCUGAUGCAGAACUAUGUACCUGCCCUGACAGCCCUGAAGUGGAACUAAAUAUCUGCCCUUCUACCCUGAUAUAUGCCAUUGCUGAUGACGCCUACCGGUCGAUGCGGGACAGAAACCUGGACCAGUGUAUCAUCAUCUCCGGGGAGAGCGGCUCCGGCAAAACUGAGGCCAGCAAGGUGAUCAUGCAGUAUGUUGCGGAGGUGUCUGGGAAGGGACAGGACAUUGACCGAGUCAAGGAACAGCUGCUGCAGUCAAACCCAGUCCUUGAAGCUUUUGGUAACGCCAAGACUACCAGGAAUGACAACUCCUCCAGAUUUGGGAAGUACAUGGACAUAGAGUUUGACUUUAAGGGGGACCCCAUCGGUGGAGUCAUAACAAACUACUUGCUUGAAAAGUCGAGAGUGGCCGCCCAAGGACCAGGGGAGCGCAGUUUCCACAUCUUCUACCAGCUGCUGAGUGGAGCAGAACCCGCACUGCUAGAGAGCUUGAAGCUGACAAGUGACCACAACAGCUAUGAGUUUCUCAACAAGAGCGGAUGUUUUAACGUCCCUGCAAUAAAUGACAGUGAGAACUUCCAUUCAAUCAGGAAUGGGAUGAAGGUAAUCGGCUUCCAGGAGAAGGAAGUGAUGGGUGUGCUGCAGCUGGUGGCCACAAUCCUCAAGCUGGGGAACAUCACCUUCCACCACAAGGGCAACGACGACGGCACCGACGGAUGCGAUAUUGGCAGCACACAAGAGGUGUCCGAAGUGUGUGAACUGCUGGAGUGCUCUGCCCAGACCUUAUCAGCAGCCCUGACUCAGCGUACAGUGGAAGUUCGUGGAGACAAAGUCAAAACUGAUCUCAACACAGGGGACGCAUUCUACGCCCGAGAUGCCCUGUGCAAGGCUCUGUACAGUAGGAUGUUUAGCUGGCUGGUCCAGAGGAUCAACGACAGUAUCAAGGUGAAGAAGAAAGUGAAGACCAAGGUGAUGGGAGUGCUGGAUAUCUACGGCUUCGAGGUCUUCCAGCACAACAGCUUUGAGCAGUUCAUCAUCAACUACUGCAACGAGAAACUGCAGCAGAUCUUUAUAGAGCUGACCCUCAAGGAGGAGCAGGAAGAGUACAUCAAGGAGGGUAUUGAAUGGAUCAAUGUUGACUACUUCAACAACGCUGUUAUCUGUGACCUUAUUGAGAAGAACAACAUUGGCAUCCUUGCCCUCCUGGACGAGGAGUGCCUGCGACCAGGAACUGUGUCUGACAAGACUUUCCUGCAGAAGCUGGACUCUCGCUGUUCCGAACACCUCCACUACGAGAGCCGCAACUGCAAGAAGACCCAGUCUGACAAGUCCCUGCCCCAUGAUGCCUUCAGACUUAAGCACUACGCUGGGAAUGUUGUGUACAAAGUAGAAGGCUUCUUGGACAAGAACAACGACUUGCUGUUCCGUGACCUGUCUCAGUCCAUGUACUCCUGCUCGAACUUGCUCCUGAAGACACUCUUCCCUGAAGGAAAUCCUUCCCAGAAGUCCCUGAAGCGGCCGGCUACUGCAGGAUCACAGUUCAAGAUAUCGGUGACGGAGCUGAUGAAGAACCUGCUGUCCAAGAACCCCAACUACAUCCGCUGUGUGAAGCCCAAUGAUGACAAGAAGGCCGGGGCAUUUGAUCUGUCCAUCGUGAGACACCAGGUUCGAUAUCUCGGGUUGAUGGAGAACGUGAGAGUGCGGCGGGCAGGGUACGCGUUUCGCCAAAACUAUGAUGCAUUCCUGUACCGCUACAAGAUGCUGGCCUCUGAGACGUGGCCGCGCUGGGCGGGGCUGAACAGCAAGGGGGUGGAGACCAUCCUCCAGACCCAGGGCAUCCAGGGCGAGGAAUACGCCGUCGGCAAGACCAAGAUCUUCAUCAGGAACCCCAAAACUCUGUUCGACAUGGAGGAGUGCCGUCGGGAGAGGAUGCACUACCUGGCCACUCUGAUACAGAAGAUAUGGAAGGGAUGGCGUCAGAAGGUGCUGUACCGACGCAUGAAGCGCAGUCAGAUUGUCCUGUCUGCCAACUGGAGGGCAUUCUGGGCCAAGAAGUGCUACAGGAGGAAGAAGAGAAGCGCCUUGAUCAUCCAGUGCUACUCCCGUGGCUGGAAGGCCCGAAGAUUAUUGCGGAAGCUCAAACAUGAGCGCCGACGCUUGUUAGCGUCAAUCGUCAUCCAAAAGACUUUCAAAGGCUGGCAGGCUCGACGGUUAUUGGCGAAACUCAAACAUGAACGGAAAUGUUUGUUGUCGUCAAUUGUGAUCCAAAAGACAUAUAGAGGAUGGCAGGCUCGGAAGCUGCUGGCUAAACUGAAGCAUGAGAAGCGAGUCCUAUGGUCUGUCACAGUGAUACACAAGUUCUUCCUUGGUUGGAAGGUCCGGAAGGAGUACAGUGCCAAGUUCAGGAAGAUCGCCGGACCGAAGAUUGCAAGAUUCUUCAAAAUAGCAUUGAAAAAGCAGUAUUUGCUGAAGCUGCGUGACAACCUCCCCUCCAAGUCCCCCAUCAGCCCUGACUGGCCCAAAGCACCCACACGGUUCAAGCAGUCAUCUGAAGAACUGAAGAAAAUCUUCCACAAAUGGAGGUGUGCCAAGUAUCGAUCACGGUUUGAUGAAGCUGCGCGAUAUCGAAUGAAAGAAAAGGUGACGGCCAGCAACAUUUUCAAGGACAGGAAGGAAAUCUACCCCAGCAGUGUGGGUGAAGCGUUCCGAGGUGACUACGCGGCUCUACAACAGAACCAGAAGUGGAAGAAGCUGUCCGGUCAGACCGCAGAUCAGCAGAUCGUCUUUGCUGAAAUGGUCAUGAAGAUCAACAGAGCCAACGGGAAGAUGGUGCAGAUGCUGUUUGUGAUGAGCACACAGGCCAUCUUGAUCAUCGACAACAAGACCAUGGCCCUGAAGUACAGAAUCCCUCUGGGCCAGAUACACCGCAUCUCUCUCAGUCCAUACCAGGACAAACUCGUCAUCUUCCAUAUUCAGAAGUCAGGAAGUGAAAACGGUGAUAUUUUGUCGAAGAAGGGAGACUUCAUCUUCAGCUGUGAUCCCCAUGUGAUAGAACUGGUAGCCAAGGCGUACCUGGUGGUGCAGAACCACACCAAGAAGCCCCCGGAGGUGCAGAUAUCUCCACAGUUGUUAGCAGAGUUCAAGGGUUCCAGUGUUGAGGUCGCCUUCAGCAAAGACGCACAGAGCAUCCAGGGUGCCGGCCUCAAAGUCACUCGCAAAGGAAACAGACUUGAUGUAUUCAAUGCAUGAUGAGGCAGUUAUGGCAACUUAAUCACUUAAUCCAUAAUUUAUACACCAAUGAACAACUGAUGAUCUGGCAGUGUUGAUUUCCGUGACCUGAGGAUCCAUCCUGGCGUCAGAACCAAUAUCAUCGCUGGCGCCAGGUUCUCUCAUGUGAUAAAGUGUGUAUUGGUUGGCACCAGUCUGGAGUGCCUUGUCGCAACAAAACUAAGAAGGAGCUACAAUACAUACAUAUGUGUAUGCUUGAUGGAGCUAGGUCAGGGGACACACAGCAAUUGUCAAAAAUGGAAGGAAAUUGAUUUAGCACCAUAUCUACGCAAUGGGAGAAAUAUUAAGGAUGAUUCCGAGAGUUGGAUAUGCAAUCAAGGGAGAUAAUUCAAUCUGGUGCCAGAAACAGACUGCUGUGAUGGAUGAUAAUCAGACUGUGUGAUUUUAUAUGAUUCAACACUUGGUUUUUCCAUCUCAUUAAGAGUUUUUUUGUAAAGAUGUUUUUAUACAAGAUUACAGAAUUUAUGUUUAGGCAAGUGGGACCAGAAAGUACUAACAUGAGAAAAGAAUGAAUGUACGGAUGUUUGUCAUCUGAUGAUGCCUGAUAUGGGGGACUUGAAGGGCCAGUUUUGCUUCAGUGGGGACUAAGGGAGCUUCGCGGGGCCAAGGGUGCUUCAGCAGGUAAUCCUGAGGGUAUGAUAAAGCACCUGAGUGCAAAUAAGAGGCAACACAAGCUGGGGUCGGACACACAGAAAUAGUUAAAGCUUGUAACAAUAUGGGAAGGCAGGCUUGUUUCACAAUGUGGGACGGGAGGCUUGUAACACAAUAUGGGAAGGGAGGCUUGUAACAAUGUGGGAAGGGAGGCUUGUAACAAUUAGGGAAGGGAAACUUGUAACACAAUGUGGGAAGGGAGGCUUGUUUCACAAUGUGGGAAGGGAGCCUUGUAACAAUAUGGGAAGGGAGGCUUGUGUAACAAUGAGGGAAGGGAGGCUUGUUUCACAAUGUGGGAAGGGAGGUUUGUUUCACAAUGUGGGAAGGGAGGCUUGUUUCUCCAGAGUCAGAUAGGGUUGGCAGUUUCAUGUAGAAUCCAUGUAGAAGACAGUCUGAUGGUCCUUGUCUCCCUUGUAUGUGUUGGUAGUAAGGACACAUGCAGGAGCCAAGUAGUGGGAAAGUAUUUCCCGAAUGUUAAACUGUAGGGGGCUAUUGCAAGUGUGACUGACCAUGAGAGAACAAUUGAGAAAAUGUUAAAGAUUUCAUCGGUAAUGUUUGUAGGGGACCAAAAAUGAUAUUUAGAGUAUCAGACCGUACAUACCAAAUACAGAUAUUUUUACAUUUCUGUUAGUUCCAUGUUUGACAAAACCAGUAAGUUUGCCUUUGUCUGAGAAUCUUCCAAACGGUGAUGUUAUUGUAGCUUUAAGCAUGGCUCCAUGCAGUGAACAAGUUGUUGAACAGACUUUCUACACAUGUUGUCAUCUUGUUAUACUUUGUAUACAUUUCAUUGAUGUCAAUACCAAUAUGCAAUAUGUUUGAUUCAGUGAUAUAUGAUAUGACACAGUUUCCAUAUCAUACAAUGUUGCACUGUUACAUGUGAAUGUAGGCGCUAACUCCCAAUACAUAACACAUGGUCAGAUACAUGUACCAGAUUUUCUGGUAAAUUGUAUAUCAUCAGGUCUCGUGAUAUUUUAUCGCAAAUUCACAUAUUCAUUGACCAAGUUUGUUAUCUCCUUGUCAUUCACCUGAAGCGAUAUGAUGUAGUAUUGCACACUACACAAUAUAGCAGUUUUCCAGAAGCUAGUACCCAAGGAUGGUGGACUGUACACAAGAAAAUAUGGUACUUGUUUGGUCAGCUGGUCGCUGCAGAAUGGGCACUAAUACACUACAAAUCCAUUCCAUUCCCAGGGACAAGAAUGACACUGUUUGUCUUGUGCCUGUUAUGACGCCUGUUUUCCAUGCCUGGCCGUCACUCCUGACUAAAUAAGCACAACUUUUAACUCUGAUGGAGACCAUUACAUAAUUAAUGUAUGGGGUAACAAAACUGUUUGUGUUGUGAUUUAUACUCCCAAAUAGCUGAGCAUGGAAUCAGGAUGAACACAGAUCUGUGACUGGGGCUAAAAUGUCAUGUGUUAGCAGCAGUACAGAUGGGAAGAGCCACAUCAGUCUUUACUGUCUAUCAUUGAAUAAUUAUUUCAUAUUAUCAGAUUGUGCAGUACAAAAUUCAGGGCAGGUAGACAGUAAUCCAGUGGACUGUUCCACAAAGCGAUCUUAGCAGUAUGAUGACCGUAACUCCCAUAUUUUAACAUAGGCUUACGAUAGUUGUGGUGCUAUGAUCACUUUGUGGAACUUGACCCUCGAACAGGCCAACCGGUGGUUGAUAGUGUGAGCAUGGAUUCACACCAGAAGGUACAAACACCUAUUCAGGCAGUCAUGUCACAGCAAAGUUUCUGUCAGAGAGCCACCGAGAGCUGAGUGUUGCAGCUGAGAUGCAGAGUGUUUAAAACUAGUCACCACUUUCUAAAGGAAUUUGUUUAGGUUUAUCACCAGGCUACAUGUGUAGGUGUGAUUCUGUCAUGGUGGGCCUUGGUAAGGCUAUCCACGUGUUAUGUGCCAUGACAUGUUUCAUUCAUGUGUUGUGUGACAUUUCAGGUGAUACUUCUGAAGAUGUUCCAGUCAAUAUAUAGCUCUGAAUAUACACAUAUAUAUAUAUCUGAUAAGAGUAGAUUAUUUAGGACCCUUGAAUGUUGCCCAUAAUCUUUCCUCUCAGGCAGAGAUGCCACUAUUGCCAGUCUUUUCAUGCAGGACUGCCAGUGUUGAUAGUUCUAUUAGCAGCACUAACCAUGUCAGCAAGUUCCCAAUGAUUUCCCGGAACCUGCAUUAAUAAAUGAGAUACAUUUUCAAUUUCAUUUGGUUUCUAGAGAAAUGUUUCACACAAAGAUGCCAUGGUUACCAGAUCCACGGAGUGUGACUGGGGCAUGUUAGUGAUACAUACCUGCUGACAAGUGCAGCUGUACCCAAGACACAAUUAGCAAGAGGACACAGCGUCGCCCAUGAAUAUAAAUAAACUCUUUUCAUGUUACCCCAGUCAUCUUAAACUUGCACAGUACAGACUCGCUAUCACCAGAAUUAUGUUGAAUUUUGAAAAUAAAACAAUGUGAUUUGUUUGUAUGAAAAGGCUGUAUAAUUCCUACAUUUUGGCCCUCCUGUGACUAGAUGCUGCUGUGACUGGCAGAUGAUUGGGUUGGCAUCUCUGGCCAUUAUUAUUUAACUAUGCAUAUAUCUUCUAUAUAUAUGUUGCUUGUUAUAGUUAGUGAGAUAUUUAUUUUUGUCACAGUGUUACCAUGUUGAUGACUGGUGUACAUGGUGUAGUUUCUUCUUGCAUGCGUAUAUACACACAGACCCUUCAUUGUACCAUUGUCUUUGCUGGUAGGGGAAUAUCUAUAAGCUGUUACAACAUCUGAAUAAGUACGAACACAAAAUUGCUUAUUAACCUACGAAUAAUUUCAGCCCUUUUUAGACUCAAUAUUGAUGAUAUGAGGGGAAUUCUAUUUAUAUAGCUUCAACACAGAUGCUGUAUGUUAGCCUUUCACUGUCAUUGUAGUCCAUUAAUGUACAUAUGGUUAAACUUCCAGGUGGUUUCAUUAUCUACAAGGUGACAAUUCAGUGCAUUGUUCCAUCAGCUACAGUGUGGCAGUUAAUGCAUUGUUCCAUCAGCUAAUAAUGCAUUGUUCCAUCUGCUACAGUGUGGCAUUUAAUGCAUUAUUCCAUCAGCUAAUAAUGCAUUGUUCCAUCAGCUAAUAAUGCAUUGUUCCAUCAGCUACACUGUGUCAUUUAAUGCAUUGUUCCAUCAGCUAAUAAUGCAUUGUUCCAUCAGCUACAGUGUGUCAUUUAAUGCAUUGUUCCAUCAGCUAAUAAUGCAUUGUUCCAUCAGCUACAGUGUGGCAGUUAAUGCAUUGUGGCAGUUAAUGCAUUGUUUCAUCAGCUGCAUUGUGACAGUUAAUGCAUUGUUCCAUCAGCUGCAUUGUGGUAAUUAAUGCAUUGUUCCAUCAGCUGCAUUGUGACAGUUAAUGCAUUGUUUCAUCAGCUGCAUUGUGACAGUUAUUGCAGUGUUCCAUCAACUGCAGUGUGGCAAUUAAUGCAUUGUUCCAUCAGCUGCAUUGUGGCAGUUAAUGCAUUGUUCCAUCAGCUAUAGUGUGGCAGUUAAUGCAUUGUUCCAUCAGCUGCAUUGUGACAGUUAAUGCAUUGUUCCAUCAGCUACAGUGUAGCAGUUAAUGCGUUUGCUCCAACUCGGUGUUGCAGUUAAUGCAUUGUUCCAUCACCUCAAAUGUGUCAGUUAUGCAUUGUCAAUGCACUUCGGUGUGGCAGUUGAAGCAGUCACAUAACUAUCAUCAAAUGAAUGCGCUUGUUCUUGGAGCAGUACUUGACAUUCAUUUUGCCAAACCAAAGUGCAGCAGCUUGUUUCUGAAGCUGCAUUUUGUAUCAAAGCCAACAUUUUACAUUGCAGAAUACUUUUUAUACCACCAAUACUUUUUUUUAUUAUCUUGGUUAUUCUUUACCAUGUGAGAGUAAUCAAACAUCAUUGCUGAAACAAUAUGUUGCAUUUCUAAUCUGUUGUAUGUGAAGCUCCAUAGUAAAAUUUAUUGUCACUGUAGAUAGAUUCUGAUAUGUUGAUGCAAUAAAUUGUAUGAUGUGACAAUGUAACAUAUGUUAAGGCUUGGAUGCAGUGUUUUCAAAAUAUGGUGUGGGGUGCACUUAUUUACUUGUAAACAUUUCAGCUACUAUCAUAUCAACCUUGUUUUUGUUACUCUCUCUGAAAUGUAUAAAGGGAAGCUACUCUGUCAUCCCCUCACCUCCUUCUCUGCAUCGGUCUGUUCCUGCCAGGUUUUGUUUGUGACGUAUCUCACACUGCAUGUUCCGCUGUGCUUUUCAGACAGUAUAUCCAUGUGAAGGCAUAUACUGUAUAAUGUGUAUAUUGUGUGAUUCUGAGAGUGAGUGAAAUCAUUUGGUAAAUGAUAAAUAUUGCUAUUAUUAUUAAGAUUAUUAUUCUUGAUCUUCACACAAACUGUCUCAAGCAGUGAGUGCCACGGAUCAGUCGGUUCUGAGCUGCAUGCCGUCGACACAGAUUUGGUUAAUCUAUCAAUCUUGUUAUUAUGAUUUUCAUCUUCUUUGACCAAUAUGUUGUAUAUUUUAUACUAGCUGAAUGUUGUGGCUAUAUAAUAUAUACCAGGAAACAUUUUAGUUAACCAGAAUAAACAUGCUGGACAAAUACA
Haliotis rufescens (red abalone) is the source of this 9869-nucleotide messenger RNA. Its product is annotated as unconventional myosin-Ib-like. NCBI's taxonomy places the organism in Eukaryota, Metazoa, Mollusca, Gastropoda, Lepetellida, Haliotidae. The coding region runs from base 1 to 4626 and encodes 1541 amino acids. Gene Ontology annotation, molecular function: ATP binding; microfilament motor activity; actin filament binding. The record is from RefSeq and is a predicted model, not a curated record. Gene Ontology annotation, biological process: vesicle transport along actin filament; actin filament organization. Gene Ontology annotation, cellular component: actin cytoskeleton; cytoplasm; vesicle. The transcript is spliced from 31 exons.